This is a messenger RNA of Periconia digitata, 2296 nucleotides long. The record is from the annotation of a GenBank genome assembly. NCBI's taxonomy places the organism in Eukaryota, Fungi, Ascomycota, Dothideomycetes, Pleosporales, Periconiaceae.
CAUGUCCCGCGAAGCUUCCAAACAGCAGCAUGGUAGACAUGGAGGCGUCUCCCCUGAGCAAGACAUAUGGAUGGAGUCUAUCACGACUUCUUCGCCUUAUACAUUGGACGAUGACAGCGUUCGACUAUUAGACAAGACAGAACAAGAGUCCAAACACAAAAGUCCACAUAGACCGUCAACACCUUGUUGUGCAGAGGACAAAGUAUCCUUAAAAAUGACCUCUUCAUAUCAGCGCAGCCUGGAACCUCACCAAUCCUUCACUACACGCAUACAGAAUAGGCGAGCAGGAUCCCGAUUUCACGGAUGGCGUAUGGGGAUUUUACUGGGCUGCAUCAUGUCUGCGAUUAUCCUAUGUGUCAACGUCGGCGUGUUGAUUUUCGCCGCAGUCCGACGUGCGGGAUUCAAAGGAGGUUUUGCAGAGCCGUUUGACUUUGCUCCGUCUCGCAUGUCGCAGCUGAGCAGCGCGAUUCAUAUCGUCAUCAACGUUCUCAGCACGUUGUUACUUAGCGCGAGCAAUUACACCAUGCAGGUGCUGAGCUCCCCUACGCGAGCAGAAGUCGAUAAGCGGCAUAGAAAGGCUCAGUGGUUCGAUAUCGGCGUCUUGAGUGUGCACAAUUUGACGCAGAUUACAAUGAAGCGGUCAACUUUGUGCGCAGUUUUGGUUCUAUCGUCAGUUCCUUUGCAUCUUUUCUACAACUCAGCCGCCAUUUACAUCGCGGCGUCAAGCGAGUUUGAUGUUCAUCUACUGCCUAGUGAGUCCUCGAAGAUACCGUCAAUGAGUACCAACACUACCUUCACGCAUUUUGUCAAUGAGACGUGGCGACCGGAUUUUACUGCGCCACUGAUCCAGUACCAAGACCUGUAUCUCGUUGUUGAUCGAUGGGCUUCGACAAUAAACAUAACGAAUCAGAUAGGUGAACCAUGGGAGGAAGUGGCAACUCCGAAAAACAUAACGUUACCAAUUGAGGCCGACGUUCCCUUUGAUGCCCUGCUCACGAACGUAACCAGCUGGGUAAAAAUCGAAGCAUUGGGUGUAAGCUCCCUCACGAAAGACCCCUUCCCCAGCUUUGCACACAUAAGUUACGGUUACGCCAUCAAAGCCAAUCCUGAGGAUCGCAUACAGCUCAGUCUGAAUUUCCUCAUCAUCGUGAUUGUAUGCAACGCUAUCAAGCUUUCGGUUAUGAUGUUGGUACUUUACAGAGAGAAGUCAGAGUUCAUAGUAACUAUUGGAGAUGGCGUCGCCUCGUUUCUCGAACACCGGGAUCCUAACACGGAGAAGUUUUGCGUUUUCAACAAGCACGCCCUCACGGCUGAGGUUGCCCAUCGGACCACUCGUCAAACCAUCCAGGAUGAACCGGAUUUCGGCUCUCAAGCGCAAUAUAAAGAAGAUAUGUUCAAACAGAUUGACCCCAAAACGAAAGACGAUCGAUCACGUACCCUGAAAGACGAUGCUUUCGAGAAGCUGGUACUCACCUCAAAUGGCGUAUGGCGUGACUUCAAGUAUCCCUAUUCCUCCGCCUUAGGCAAGGACCGAGAAAUAGGCUCCUCCUUUAUUUUCCUGGUGAUAUUCGUCACCUUUAUACUCGGUUUCAUCCUUGUAACGCAAAUGAUCUCGGGAAACGUCAGCUCCAAAUGGGGCACUUCCUCGACAACGGUUCUCGGGGAUAGCGGCCAUAAUGCCGGGAACAGUCUGGCGUUAGCAUGGAUGUCUAACGCGCCGCAAAUCGUGCUCUCCUUUCUCUACUUCGCCAUCAACAGCGAGUGUACGUCCAUGGCCGGAGCGUACGAAUGGAACAGGAUGGCCUUAGUGCGCAAGGGUCUGCGAGUCACCAAGCCAUUUGGAGAGCAGCGGAGUACUUACUUCUUGCAACUCCCGCUGCGAUUUUCCUUACCGCUCAUAGCCAUAAGUGGAGGUCUUCAUUGGCUCCUGUCCCAAAGCUUGUUCCUCCUACGCAUAGACACAGUGGAUCGCGAGGGCAAUCUCAAUCCAGGACAGUCCAAAUCCGGAAUGGGCUUCUCCAGCAGCAGUUUCCUUACCCUGUGCGGCACUUUCUACAUCUUCGUGAUUGCAGUUGGGAUUGUAGGGCGUAGGCGGAUUCAGGCAAGGGUUCCGUUUGCCGCUUCGUGUAGUCUCGUCAUCAGCGCCGCGUGCCACGCACCAGAGAGAGAGCAGGAAACGCACUUGCGCAGGAUCAAGUGGGGCGUGGUGGAAGAGCGUAUGUUUGACCAAAAGAUGCAUUGUUCAUUCUCUUCUGGGCCAGUGGAGGAUCCGGUGCCCGGAGAAGUGUACUCGUGA